AUGGAGGUGGCUGGCGGCCCUGCCAGCUUUGAUUCCCGCCUCGACGAGGCGCGAGGGCCGACCUCCAAGCUCGUAAGCUUGGCCACGCGCUCCCGCCGGGCCCGUGGGCCGCGAUAUAAGGCGCAGCUCGGGCCUCGGGCUGCAGCCACCCGCCGCCGCCGCCGCACGAUGUCCUGCCUGUCCUCCAGCCUCCGCGGCCCCUGCGGGGUCCGCGCCUUCAGCUGCAUGUCGGCCUGCGGGCCCCGGCCCGGCCGCUGCUGCAUCACCGCCGCCCCCUACCGCGGCGUCUCCUGCUACCGCGGCCUCACAGGCUUCGGGAGCCAGAGCGUCUGCGGCGGCUUCCGCGCCGGCUCCUGCGGCCGCAGCUUCGGCUACCGCUCUGGCGGCGUGUGCGGGCCCAGCCCGCCCUGCAUCACCACCGUGUCGGUCAACGAGAGCCUCCUCACGCCCCUCAACCUGGAGAUCGACCCCAAUGCGCAGUGCGUGAAGCAGGAGGAGAAGGAGCAGAUCAAGUGUCUCAACAGCAGGUUCGCUGCCUUCAUCGACAAGGUGCGCUUCCUGGAGCAGCAGAACAAGCUUCUGGAGACCAAGUGGCAGUUCUACCAGAACCGCAAGUGCUGUGAGAGCAACCUGGAGCCCCUGUUCGAGGGCUACAUUGAGACGCUGAGGCGGGAGGCCGAGUGUGUGGAGGCCGACAGCGGGAGGCUGGCCUCGGAGCUCAACCACGUGCAGGAGGUGCUGGAGGGCUACAAGAAGAAGUAUGAAGAGGAGGUGGCCCUUAGGGCAACUGCUGAGAAUGAGUUUGUGGCCCUGAAGAAGGAUGUGGACUGCGCCUACCUCCGCAAGUCAGACCUGGAGGCCAACGCGGAGGCCCUGACUGAGGAGAUCAACUUCCUGCGGCGCCUGUAUGAGGAGGAGAUCCGCGUUCUCCACGCCCACAUCUCAGACACCUCAGUCAUCGUCAAGAUGGACAACAGCCGGGACCUGAACAUGGACUGCAUUGUGGCCGAGAUCAAGGCUCAGUACGAUGACAUCGCCAGCCGCAGCCGGGCUGAGGCCGAGUCCUGGUACCGCAGCAAGGAGUACCAGGAGGUGAUGAACUCCAAGCUGGGCCUGGACAUCGAGAUCGCCACCUACAGGCGGCUGCUGGAGGGCGAGGAGCAGAGGUUGUGUGAAGGCGUUGGUGCUGUAAAUGUCUGCGUCAGCAGCUCCCGGGGCGGGGUUGUCUGCGGGGACCUCUGCGUGUCAGGCUCCAGGCCCGUGACCGGCAGCGUGUGCAGCGCCCCCUGCAGCGGGAACGUGGCGGUGAGCACCGGAAUGUGCGCGCCCUGCGGCCAGAGGUGCAGCAGCAGCUCCUUGGUGCGAUUCGCAUAGCGUCCCUCCCCCUCCUUUGUAAAUAUAGGACUCUUGGAGUCAGCAGUCCCUGCCUCCAGCGGCCGGUUCGGGAGCACCCCAAGUUCAGGGGCCUUGAAGCGGAAGGGCUUUGAGUACCUGUCGUCCUGACCUGUCCAAACUGCAGCCUUAUCUUCUUGUAUCUCCUCUGCAUUCUCCCCCUCCUUCGCCCUUGCUCUUUGGGGUUUCUUCUGGAGAGGGCCGGCCUCCUCCUCCUCCCCCAGCCCCAGGAAGCUAAAUGCCUGCCUUCCUAACAUCCUAGGGCAGAGAGCCAA
This is a messenger RNA of Suricata suricatta (meerkat), 1667 nucleotides long. Its product is annotated as keratin, type II cuticular 87-like. Gene Ontology annotation, cellular component: keratin filament. Gene Ontology annotation, biological process: keratinization; intermediate filament organization. Lineage: Eukaryota; Metazoa; Chordata; Mammalia; Carnivora; Herpestidae. Gene Ontology annotation, molecular function: structural constituent of skin epidermis. The record is from RefSeq and is a predicted model, not a curated record.